Paralichthys olivaceus (Japanese flounder) is the source of this 1648-nucleotide messenger RNA. NCBI's taxonomy places the organism in Eukaryota, Metazoa, Chordata, Actinopteri, Pleuronectiformes, Paralichthyidae. The record is from RefSeq and is a predicted model, not a curated record.
UUGAGGCGCAAAGCCGCGGAUAGCACGAAGCUAACAGAGCUAACCCUCUGUUUUAAAGCGAGUUAGCAUUAGCAUCGGUGGAGGGGAACUAGCUCUGAUUCCUGCGGCCAGACUCCAUUCAAAAAACACACCAUUUAACAGCCCGGAUCAACUCCUGUGGCGUCAUUCCCCGUCAGUGACAGUCCUGGUUUAGACGGCACAGACGAUGGCUGAGGAGAAGAGUGGAGCCGCUCUGGCCGUGAUGUUACUCCUCGCCGUGAGUUUGUCCGGCGGUGACUUUUCGGCCGGGUCAGACUGCAGCCAGUCCACCACAGAGGUGAACGCCCGGAUGAGUUUAGUGUCGGCGGUGGUGGACACACAGAGGGCGGAGCAGAGCCAGAGGCGGCACCUGGAGGCUUUGUUCAACAGAUACGGAGAAAACGGCACCAUCUCCCUGGAUGGGUUGAAACGGCUCUUACAGAGCGUGGGGCUGAAUCAUGUCAGGGCCGUUAUGGUGCAGCAUCACGAGCAAAUAGGAUACCGUCACCACCACCAUCACCACCACCACCAUCAUCACGAUCAUCACGAUCACCAAGAAGGCCAUAACCACCAUCACCACCCUGAUGACAACCACUCGCAUCACCAGAAGCAUGUCCACACCGAGGCCUCGCGACCCGGAAAGUUCCCUAAGAACGUAGAAAAUCCAGACGGCACGCUGAGGAAGAAGAUGGAGAUCACGAAGAGCCAUCACGUCCCGUACGACAAGAAGAGCACGGUGGCAGCUCAGGAAGUCGGCACCACGGCGGUGUACAGCGCUCAGCUGGUGCUGAAACAAGUCAGCGGCCUGGAACAGGCCAGUCCACCAACCAGAGGAGGAGCUGCUGCUGCCGCCAGGCCGGGCGCCGGCAACCACACACAAGCAACUGCAGUCAGCGGCGUGGAUGAUGGCGACCACGACCCAGAGUAUGAUCAAGAUCACGUCCAUAUAAACCGCAGCUCGGAGAGUGUCGAGUGCCUGAACGUCUCCAGCAUCCUCUCCUCACAUGGGAUGUCUCAGGAGGUGGGCGUGACCCUCGGAGACUUCAGAUACCUCUGCCCCGCCCUCCUCAACCAGAUUGAUUAUGGAGCGUGCAUUGUGCACGGAGACGACACCAAACACGGGGAGAGAGACCAUAAACAUAAACAUGCUCACGGUCACCAUGGUGACCACAACAACUCAGACCAUGACCACAGCGAGCGCACCGGUGGAGAGAGCAGCAAGAACAUCACCACAGCGUGGGUCGGCGGGUUAGUCUCCAUCUCCGUCAUCAGCCUGCUCUCCCUCAUCGGCGUCGUCCUCAUCCCGCUCAUGAACAGAGUUUUCUUCAAGUUCCUCCUCAGCUUCCUGGUGGCGCUGGCUGUCGGCACACUGAGCGGUGACGCCUUCCUUCAUCUCAUCCCUCACUCUCAGGGAGGCCACCAUCACCACCACCACGAGGAGUCUGGGAUGAACAUGGAGGCACCUCACCUCCACGACGAGCACGACGAAAACCUGGACGCGGUGUGGAAGGGCCUGACGGCUCUGGCUGGAGUCUACUUCAUGUUUCUGAUCGAACACUUCCUGACACUGGGGAAAAUGUACAAGGACAAGAAAAAGAAGGUCAGAGCUUCAGGAUGUUUGGAUCAAUAA